Orycteropus afer afer is the source of this 1894-nucleotide messenger RNA. Lineage: Eukaryota; Metazoa; Chordata; Mammalia; Tubulidentata; Orycteropodidae. The record is from RefSeq and is a predicted model, not a curated record.
CUCCGCUGGCGGAGCGGCUAGAGCCAUGGACGAGGAGAUCGUGUCCGAGAAGCAAGCUGAAGAGAGCCACCGGCAGGACAGCGCCAACCUGCUCAUCUUCAUCCUGCUGCUCACGCUCACCAUCCUCACAAUCUGGCUGUUCAAGCAUCGCCGGGCCCGCUUCCUGCAUGAAACCGGCCUGGCGAUGAUUUAUGGUCUCUUGGUGGGUCUUGUGCUACGAUACGGCAUUCAUGUUCCAAGCGAUGUAAAUAAUGUGACCCUGAGCUGUGAAGUGCAGUCAAGUCCAACUACGUUAUUGGUAAAUGUUAGUGGAAAAUUUUAUGAGUAUAUGCUGAAAGGAGAGAUUAGUUCUCAUGAACUCAAUAACGUUCAAGAUAAUGAAAUGCUUAGAAAGGUUACUUUUGAUCCAGAAGUAUUUUUCAACAUAUUACUUCCUCCUAUCAUAUUUUAUGCAGGGUAUAGUCUGAAAAGGAGACAUUUCUUUCGAAACCUUGGGUCUAUCCUAGCAUAUGCUUUUCUUGGAACAGCCAUUUCUUGUUUUGUUAUUGGGUCAAUAAUGUAUGGUUGUGUCACACUGAUGAAAGUCACUGGACAACUUGCAGGAGAUUUUUACUUUACAGAUUGCCUGCUGUUUGGUGCCAUUGUUUCAGCAACUGAUCCAGUGACUGUCCUGGCCAUCUUCCACGAGCUUCAAGUCGAUGUUGAACUCUAUGCGCUUCUUUUUGGUGAAAGUGUCCUAAAUGAUGCUGUUGCCAUAGUGCUGUCUUCCUCAAUAGUGGCCUACCAGCCAGCUGGAGACAACAGUCACACCUUUGACGUCACAGCCAUGUUCAAGUCCAUUGGGAUUUUCCUUGGGAUCUUCAGCGGCUCUUUUGCGAUGGGUGCUGCUACUGGAGUGGUGACAGCUUUAGUAACAAAGUUCACCAAAUUACGGGAGUUCCAGUUGUUGGAGACUGGCCUGUUCUUCUUGAUGUCCUGGAGUACUUUCCUCUUGGCUGAAGCAUGGGGUUUCACAGGUGUGGUUGCAGUAUUGUUCUGUGGCAUCACACAGGCACAUUAUACAUACAAUAACUUGUCCACGGAGUCUCAACAUAGAACAAAACAGUUGUUUGAGCUUCUCAAUUUCUUGGCAGAGAAUUUCAUCUUCUCCUACAUGGGACUGACACUGUUCACCUUCCAGAACCAUGUCUUUAACCCAACAUUUGUCAUAGGAGCAUUUGGCAGCUCACUACAUGGCUUCUUCCAGAGUGGGCUUCGGGGUGCAAUGGCCUUUGCGUUGGCCAUUCGAGAUACUGCCACUUAUGCCCGGCAAAUGAUGUUCAGCACCACGCUUCUAAUUGUGUUUUUCACUGUGUGGGUAUUUGGGGGUGGUACCACUGCAAUGUUGUCAUGCUUGCAUAUAAGGGUUGGUGUUGAUUCAGACCAAGAACAUUUGGGGGUUCCUGAAAAUGAAAGGAGAACUACUAAAGCAGACAGUGCUUGGCUCUUCCGGAUGUGGUACAACUUUGAUCAUAACUAUCUGAAGCCUCUGCUGACGCACAGUGGGCCUCCUCUUACAACCACCCUCCCCACCUGCUGUGGACCCAUUGCGAGAUGCCUCACCAGCCCUCAAGCUUAUGAGAACCAGGAACAAUUGAAAGAUGACGACUCGGAUCUUAUUCUCAAUGAUGGUGAUAUUAGCUUGACCUACGGGGAUUCUACUGUGAACACAGAGUCGGCAACAUCCAGCGCUCCUAGGAGAUUGAUGGGAAACAGUUCUGAAGAUGCCUUGGAUCGGGAGCUUGCAUUCGGGGACCACGAACUGGUCAUCCGGGGCACACGCCUGGUUCUUCCUAUGGAUGAUUCUGAACCCCCGCUAAAUUUGUUAGAUAAUACGAGACACGGUCCAGCCUAA